AGUGGUAAAAGAACAACACUGGACAAUGGAGGUGAAGGAGAAGAUGAUCUCUUCAGUUAACGAUGAAGAUCAUGAUGAUGUUCUACUUCCGGGAUUUCGAUUUCAUCCAACUGAUGAAGAGCUUGUUGGCUUCUAUCUUAAACGGAAAGUGGAAAAGAAACUCUUUAGCAUCGACCUGAUCAAACAGGUCGAUAUCUACAAAUACGAUCCUUGGGAUCUUCCGAAAGUUAGCAAAAUUAGCAGUGUUACAGAGAAGGAAUGGUACUUCUUUUGCAGGAGAGGCAGAAAAUAUAGGAACAGCCUAAGGCCGAACAGGGUUACAGGGUCCGGGUUCUGGAAAGCGACUGGGAUCGACAAGCCGAUAUACACCGUCGGCAGAUUCCACGAUUGCUUAGGCCUCAAGAAAUCACUGGUUUAUUACAGGGGAAGUGCAGGGAAAGGCACCAAAACAGAUUGGAUGAUGCAUGAAUUUCGCCUUCCACCUACUCAAGUUCCUACUAAUACCAAGGACAACUUGCCAGAAGCUGAAGUUUGGACACUUUGCAGAAUCUUUAAACGGGACGUUUCGUGUAGAAAACAUGUUGCACAAGAUUGGCACAACAAGAAGACUAAUCUUUCCAAAGAAAAUAGUGUUAAUUUUACUACUACAACAGCUACCAGUUCAAGAACAAGCAGUGCAGAGUCGGAGAAUAGUGUGCAGUUCAAGGAGAUGGAAAGGAAGAUUGUGAAUGAUGAUUUCUAUGGAGAGAACCAGUUGUUUGCAGGGACCACGACUCAAGUUCUUCCGUCGUAUUUAAGCUUUUCAAAUCCGAAUGCCGAUGAAUUCUACUUGGGACAUCAAAACUGGGAUGAGCUUGGGCCAGUAGUUGAUUAUAAUACCCUGGCUACAUCACUGCUAUAUAGUGACUGGAAAAUACUGAGGGAUAUAUAAUACUUGGAUCAUCCAAAUAAUGAAGAAUCUCUUGGGAAACUAUAUACUAAUCCAUGGAUGCUCUCGUUUUUUGAGUAGGAAAAC
Hibiscus syriacus is the source of this 1015-nucleotide messenger RNA. RefSeq names its product transcription factor JUNGBRUNNEN 1-like. Bases 26 to 931 code for a protein of 301 amino acids. Gene Ontology annotation, molecular function: DNA binding. The record is from RefSeq and is a predicted model, not a curated record. Gene Ontology annotation, biological process: regulation of DNA-templated transcription. The transcript has 3 exons. Lineage: Eukaryota; Viridiplantae; Streptophyta; Magnoliopsida; Malvales; Malvaceae.